UCUCUGUGUUAGUUUUCCUAAGACAUCGAAAGAGAAGGUAGGAGGAGCCGGACAGAGAAGUGUGUCUCACUCUUGCUCACUCGCUCCCUCUCUUCUAUUCUGUCAUUGCCAUCUCAGUAGAAAGGAGGCUGUUCGUUUCCCAGCCACGCUGAAUGCAGGGGGGAGCCGCACUCUUUUGACUUGGCAUAGGUCAGAUUUCACAGCGGAUUAUUGUUUUUCUUCAUAAUUAUCAAAGGAAAAGCAAAAACACCAAGAAAGGACAAGAUACUUCUUCAUUCUUUAUUUUUUUCCUUUUUUCCCCCUAACUGAGUCUGCUACGUGACAGCUGGUUUUGCCACUGGACUCUUUCCUGGAACAAUCUGUGAGGUUAUUUCAUUUUCCAUUCUUCCUCGUUAUUUUGCUUUUAUUGGUACUUUGAGAGAAUUAUACUUGAAGCACAAUGGUUGCUGGAAUGCUGAUGCCCCUCCAGGACCUGAGGGCCAUUUAUGAGCUCUUAUUUCGAGAUGGGGUCAUGGUGGCCAAGAAGGACACGAGGCCUCAAACAAAGCACUCUGAGAUAUCAGCUGUGAGCAAUCUGCAAGUAAUCCGUGCAAUGGGUUCCUUGAAGUCUAGAGGGUAUGUGAAGGAAACAUUUGCCUGGAGACAUUUCUACUGGUAUCUCACCAACGACGGCAUUGUUUACCUGCGUGACUACCUCCGCCUUCCCCCUGAGAUUAUUCCUGCCUCCCUGCAGAGGGUUCGAAAGCCAGCUGCCAUUGUACCCUUUCCUCACCGGGCAGCACGGGUCCAAGCCGUUAAAGGUCCUACAACUUUUGUUCCUAAACCUGGACAAAGGUCUGAAGCAGAGAGCCAAGAGUCACUGCUUGAGCGUCAAGGCUACCGCCAUAAGAUGAUACAACCCAAAGAAAAAGAGAGCGCCUCUGAUAGAGCCCCCAGGUUCAGGGGUCAUCAGCUGGGGGUUGAAUCGGUCAAACCAAGAGGAUCGUGGGAAAUAGAUGAUCAGGCUCAGCCAUUUGGCCAUGGGAAGUUAACGAGCUUCAGCAGUAGUGAUGAAGCAAUGAUUAAAGAGAAGAGCCAGCUGAAAAAAGUCUCUCAUCAGUCUGAUGCCAGCAGUGAGAAACCAACAACAUCACAGGAGAAAAGACUUUCUGAAGUGCAAAAGGAGAAGAUUCAGAAAGCAGUUUUUAUCCAGGAUGUGUCACACAGCUUUCUGACCUCAGGUGUGACAGCAUCAAAGAUGAUAUCUGAAGUUCCUAUUUCCAAAAGGGAUAAACAGAAGUCUACUAACACAAAUGAGAUGAUACCCAUAAAACCCAGUGAAAUGGUCACUACCAGUUCUGUUUUCAUGUCCUCCCAUACAGAGGUCAAACAAGAGAAGACUAAGGGAAGCAUCCAGACUAGGGAUCCCGUAUCUGCAGAGGUUGUGGUUGCAGCUGAAACUACAGCUGCUAAAGCAAAGUCCCAGGUAGAAACCACUCAUCUCGUUGACCAUGUCACCACUAGUUCCGAAAUUGCAAAACCCAUUAAUAUAGAUAUCAGUGAAAAACAGGCCAAAGGAAAGGUGAAUGACAAAUCUAGAAAAGCUGAAGGAAUAAAAGCCACAGUUGAACCUAAAGUAGAUCCUGUGAAAGCCAAGAAAGCUACCAAAGAAAUUAUAGUUCUGGAGAACACCAAAACUCUACCUGAAAGUACCACCAGCAAGCCCAUAAUGUCUGUUGAGGAGAACCCCAGAGCUCUCCCUGAAAAUACCACCAGCAAGCCAGUAAUGUCUGAAGGUACCACCAGCAAGCCAACAGUGUUUGCUAAAGAGAACACCAGAAGUCUACCUGAAAGUACCACCUUCAAAUCAGUAAUAUCUGUUGACAGGAAUUCCAACACGCAACCUGAAAGUACUAUGAACAUGCCAGUAAUGUCUGUUGUUUGUAAUGCCAAGACUCUACCUGAAAGUACCAUCAGCAACCCAACAGUGUCUGUCGACGAGGACACCAGAACACUGCCUGAAAGUACCACCAGCAAGUUAGUAAUGUCUGUUAAUGAGAACACCAAACCUCUACCUGCUCGUAACACUUGUAAGCCAAUAACAUCUGUUGAUUUGACCAGAACUCCACCUGAAAGUACCACCAGCAAUCAAACAGUGUCUGUUAAUGGAAAUACCAAAAUUCCACCUGAAAGUAUCACCAGUGAGCCAACAACCUCUUUUGAUUUGACUAGAGAUCCACUUGAAAGUACCACCAGCAAGCUAACAGUGUCUGCUGAAGUGGUGGAAGAGUUCUCAGUCAUUAAAGUGACUCAGCAGCCCAUUAAUACUGAAGUGUCCUCAGUUAAUUUCUCAGCAGAAUGUCCAACUGAUGAACUGCCUCCCAAAAAUACUACAGUGUCCAUGUCCCCGGUACUUGAAGAUAAAACUUCAGUGGUUCUCUCAGCACCUGGGACCAGUGCUGAGGUUACUAAACCAAUCAAGGAGAAAAUUACAGAAGUGAGCGUGAUUACUGAACGGAAGACAUCAGAUGUAAAAAUGACUCGUGAUUUCAAAAAUGAAGAAGAAAUGUCAGAUGAGGUUUGCAAAGUUCCAGAUGCUAAAGUACCCCAGCUGCUGCAAACAGGCUUCUCCUGUCCUCCGCUUGUUCAUGAUGUCUCCACGGAGAUGGUUAUCCAACCCAAGCAAGCAACUGAAGGAAGCUCUAACUCAAAGAGAAAGAAAAAGAAAUCUCAGACAUCCAAGACUAUCGGUGCUGAGAAAGCACCUGACACAAAGGUGACUCUGGAAAAACCUUCUGAAGGUGAGGCCAGUAAAGAGAGAGAAGAUAAAACCCUCCAAGAAAUAACUGUGAUUACCUCAGAGAUGACUACCAACACAUUACCUGUAGAGAAGAAGAACUUGGAGGGUGAUGUUGAUAAGAACCCAACAAAGGAAGCCCUGACACAAGCUGAAUUGGUGUCUACUUUUGAGGGAGCAUCACUACCACUAGACCAGAGCUCAGCAGUGCCCCCAGUGGAGUUUCCGGAUGAUGCACAAAGAAUUAAGGGAGUUGAGGAAAGCCACACCAGCAAAAUUACACAGGAGCACUUAUCUCCCAAGGAUGGGUUGAAAGCUAAAUUACCCCCCAGUGAGGCGGUAAUAUCUGAGAAAAUAACAGUGCUGGAAAAGAAAACAACUGAAGUAGAGAUCAGGAAACAAGGCCUUAGUUCUGGAGAUAAAAGCCCUGCACCAGCAUCCCAGAAAGAAGCGGUUCAACCUGAUCCGAAAACCCCCACAAGUGCAGCCAAAAGUGCACAAGAAACAUCAAAGAGUAAGAAGAAGAGAAAAGGAAAAAAACAAGCCGAGGAGCCUGGAUUGGAAUCCAUAAAGACAAUUCCUGUCCAUCUGAAUGAAGCAGAACCACGGCCAUCCACUGAGGUCCCACCACGGCCUCAGACCGAGGUCAAACACACCUCUGACGUUGCCACUGCACUGACAGACACAAACACUCCUCCACAGAUCACUCCUGAAAGAAUGUGCAUGCGAGGGAAGCACCCGCAGCCGGAGAAUUAG
Messenger RNA from Thalassophryne amazonica, 3532 nucleotides. RefSeq names its product mucin-5AC-like. NCBI's taxonomy places the organism in Eukaryota, Metazoa, Chordata, Actinopteri, Batrachoidiformes, Batrachoididae. The coding region runs from base 440 to 3532 and encodes 1030 amino acids. The transcript is spliced from 3 exons. Gene Ontology annotation, molecular function: RNA binding; structural constituent of ribosome. Gene Ontology annotation, cellular component: cytosolic small ribosomal subunit. The record is from RefSeq and is a predicted model, not a curated record.